Messenger RNA from Porites lobata, 2801 nucleotides. The record is from the annotation of a GenBank genome assembly. Lineage: Eukaryota; Metazoa; Cnidaria; Anthozoa; Scleractinia; Poritidae.
AUGGCGGCGGGCGGCGCCAUAUUGGAAAGCGACAAGACCCUGGGGACGAGGUUAAAAGUUUUUCAGAGGAUGCGAUCAUUCUGGUCAGCACCAAGAAUAACAAAGAUGGCGGCCAGAGCAUUGCACAGAGUAUGUUGUUCGGCUGUUUAUUGCCAAGUUUCAAGACACGUUUCAUCAUUGUUUCGGCUUCAGAUGACAAAUACAUCAGUGAAGCAUAACAAAGGAUUUCAGUUAUUUUAUCGAGGGUUUUUUGUUUCCAAAGGUUCGUGACGUUCUUUCAGCGUUCUUUGCAAGGUUUAAAAAGCAGCGUGGAUAUAAGCUUAUGUGACAACAUCACGAAUACAAGUUUAAAAAGAUCAAUACGCCUACGCUAAAGUUAGCAUUAUUACUAACCAUGGAAUACAUAUAAAUCAAUAUAUUAGAAAUCCGGAUUAGAAAACUCAAAAGGUUUCGAAACAUUUCUACACCCUUAACUGUUGACUGACCUUACUCACUGUUUACAAACAUUUCCUCCGCAGUUAUAUACCGGUAUGAUUUUCAUAUAUUCAUAACUUCAUUUCUUUUGUUUACAGUCACAUGUGUAUUGAAUGUAACAAAAGAAUAUUCUAUUUCAAGAACCAAUGCGCCUCUGCUUGGUAAUUAAUAUCAUGGGUGACAUGCGCAUUAGUAAGGCAUAAUACCUAUGUCAAUUCCUUCCCAACUGCUCCCUAGGGAAUUUGUUGGAUACUUGACGGGCUGUGAGUUCCCAUAUAAGCACUUAUAUAGAGAGAUUUAGAAUGACACAUCAACAAUUGGCAAUGUGAAAUAAUUGUACCAUGUGACCAAGUCUUCAGUUACUUGUCAUGUGCUAUUGAUCAUUUGUACACAGCAAUAAGGUGUCUCUUGUUAUGGUCAUCUGUCAGAUUUAUUUUGGACAGUUUUUAUCUGUUCACUUCCCAAUUACUUGAGAAAGUCUCAACUUGCGUCUCACGUUUGCCAUUUGCCGUAAACGUGACUCCAGAUCUCUCUAUUAUUCAAAAGUGUAUUUGUCCACAUAAAUAUUUUGUUUUGUUUAGUUUCCUCAGCCGAGUACUCAGACACAGAAUGGAAAACAAAACUUACUCCUGAUCAAUACUGGGUCUGCAGGCAAAAAGGAACUGAGCCGGUAAGACCAAGUAAUAAUAACUGAUUGCAGGCUAAGGUCCAAAAUUUCUUAUUGUCAAAGAAACUUUGUCUUGUGGUUUCGAUCACAUCCCCAGGGUUUUUUCGUGAACAUGACCUCAAAAAUUAAUGAUCUCUUAUGUGGGGAUGUUGAAAAUUACUUCCAGUGUUAUUCAUUGCAUGUAUUCAUUCUAAGAAUAGCUCUAAACAGGCCAUGUACUAAACAACUUGUUAACCUUGUCCAUUCGGUUAUUACAGAGAAAUCUCAGACCUUGGCCUUGAUGUAUUGUCAGAGCCAUCGGUCUGAGAUUUCCCUGUAAUGACCUCACUCUUGGUUACUUAGUAGUACUUACGUUGUUAUUGAACCUAGAUUUAUUUACCAGACAUACUGAUGUAGUAGCUGUACUUAGACUCUUCUCGUGCCGCUGUGUCUAUCCCAGCUCCUCUCAGUGUUUACUAUUGAUAUUAUAAUAAAAUUCACCUAUUUGCUUCUAGCCGUGGUCAGGUGAAUAUGUUGAAUUUAAAGGCAAAGGAAAAUACAAGUGUGUUUGCUGUGGAAGUGACCUGUUUAGGUAAGCAAUCCUGGCAAUAUAUUCUGUCUACUUAGCCCGUAGCCUCUUAAAAAAGAUGAUUUUGCACUAGCAAAUCCUCUUAGUAGUUCUUCUGCCACAGCCCUUAAAAGACUUACAAUAUCUUUUUGCCACAUGAAAGAUCUCUUCUGUCCAAAUUCUUGCUCCCAAAUACAGUCAGGAGGAUAAUCAAGCAAACCUCAUGAGGAUAGGGAAAACUUAUGAUAGGAUUUUUUGUCACAGUAUUGUCCACCAGAGCUACUCUAAAUAACUUCAUACUACAGAAAUCAGUUUAUCCUGAGCUUCUUGUCUUGUUAAUGCUCCUUUACCUGACAGUGUAAAUCUUUUCUUUGGGUACAGUUCAUCUGCGAAGUUUGAAUCCGGAACAGGAUGGCCAUCAUUUAAUGCUGCAAUAGAAACAAUUAGCUCCAACGAUGCAAGUUCUCUUCAACUGUCAGUUGCUGAAAAAACUGACUAUAGUUACGGCAUGGUCAGAACUGAAGUUCUUUGUCGGCAGGUAAAAUCAAGAUUUCUUUCCCUAUGAGGUAGUUACCCCACACGCAAACGAGCUUGCUCGCUGGAUAUGGAGUGCCAUUAUUUACUCACAUUAAUACUUAUAAAAUUUUGGACUUGCCAAUGUGCACUUUCUUGAUGGUGCAACCUAUUUAAAACUUGUUGUUUGCAAAGAGCAGCACAGUACUAUGCAGUUUUCUUUUGUUUAAAACUGAGAAUAAAUCUGUCUUGAAAUAUGGGGUAUACAGGUCUCCCUUUUUCUUUAAAGAUAAUCUGUCAUGUAGAUCUAUAUUAGAAGUUAUGGUCAUGUGACUUCAUAAUUUAUUCUGGGUAGAAUGUAUUAUUUUGUAGUCGAGCACUCAAUUCAUUUGAUUGAAGAGCAUGUACUCACUUAGAUAUUAAAAACUUUCAAACUAUUUUCUUACUAAUUAUUUUUUUCAUUUUACUUGACAGUGUGAUUCUCAUCUUGGUCAUGUGUUCCCAGAUGGCCCUGCGCCUACUGGUCUCAGAUACUGCAUUAACAGCAUUUCACUCAAAUUUGAACCAGAAAAUAACAGUACAAGAUCAGAUACAACUUGA